Molecule: messenger RNA, 443 nt
Organism: Adineta ricciae
Lineage: Eukaryota; Metazoa; Rotifera; Eurotatoria; Adinetida; Adinetidae
Source: the annotation of a GenBank genome assembly
ACUCGACAACUGGAUACUCACCAUAUCAGUUAUUAUUUGGCAGAGAACCGAGAUUACCAACGGAUAAACCUGCAUCAGCAUUCACAUUUCGGAAGCCGAACGAUUAUUAUGAACAAUUGAGAAAAAAUGUGAAGUUAAUGCAUCGAUACGCACAUGAAAACAUGACAAACAGACAAAAUCAAUAUAAAAAACAUUAUGACAAGCAUCGAUCCGAUCCUAGAUAUUCAAUCAAUGAUCGUGUUUUGAUUCGGAAACAUGGUUUGAAGAACAAGCUAGAUCCGAAAUAUUCAGUCACUCCUCAAAUUAUCGUUCGUGAGGAACAUCCUGUUUAUAUUGUGAAAGACGAAAUAACUCAGAGUGAAACGCGCGUACACAUAAAUGAUAUAAGACCCAUUUAUGUUCAAAACCGAACGAAUCGAUUGAAAGAACAGAACAAACAUUAA